ACACUCAAAGAUCUAAUCAAUAUAUUUGGUCCAGAUGAUCCAACUGUCUCUAGUGAUGAAUGAUGCUGAAUCUCAUUGUUUACGCAAGCAACGACCGUUGAUACUAUCGUGAGCAGUGCUAUUAAUGUAGCUUAAUCUACAUAUUUUUGACGAUUACGUAUAUUUUCCAUAAUUAUACGAAACAGAAAAACAUGUCAAAUAUUGAAAUGCCACUUGUUACUGAUGGGAGCCCCGACGAGGUGACGGAGUCCGUGGAGCAGCUGCGGGAGCGCCUCAACACCAUGAAGCGGCUGAUGGAGCUGGACGGGGAGCGCAAGCGCGCCCGCAGGCACAACCCCCCUUCCUCCACCACAGUCAUAGACGGCAGCUUCCUCAGCGUCGUGUUCAUGGUGGUGCUGGUGAUGAUCGUGUGCGUGAGCGGCUACGCCUUCCUCAACCUGUACCGCGCCGUGCUCAAGAAGUUCCCCGCCAAGCCCCACACCGAGUUGUGAGACCUUCCCCCCUCCACCGUCGCUGCUUGGUGGCGUCUUUCGCUCCCAGACCUCCGUGGAGGCAUGGCCCAGGGUUUCUCCCUGGGGAAGUCAUGGUAACUUCCUUCCCUCAAUAUUUCAUCCUCAAUAGAAUCACCCUUUCUCAUUGCAUUGAGGUUUGGAAACCUCAUUUCAACAAUUUUUUAACACUUUUUACUAUGCAUAUUAUUCACAAGUAAAUGUAAUUGUAAAAUUUAGAGAUAAUAAUAUUUAGCAGAAUCACUGUGUGUUUAAGAGUGCAAAAUGAAGCACAAAUUACUAGCAUGCUACACUCUUGAAAGUGUCAUUUUAUUUGGUCUUCAGCACUUAAGUUUGUGAUACAAAAACAAGUGUACACUUCUUCUACAGCUGUUGCUAUUGGAAUUUUUUUACUAAUGGUCAUUCGAAAACAAGCAUAUAAUUUCCAGACGUUUCUUGACAUUUUGACAUUGUUCCACCUUCAUAUAUUACAAACUGAGAAAGGAUAGGCCAUAGUUGUUUGUUGUUGGUUGAAAACUGUGCUUCAAGCAGAGCUCGACUGUUUUCAGAUGUUGUUAACAGUUACGUGUAAAUCACCGAAAUCCAGAAAAAUCUAAGGUCUAUACCUUAAACUCCACUUUUUUUCCUUUACGUGAAUGCUGUUGUACUGUGGCAACCAUGGUCGGUUCGAGCCUUCCAGACAACAGAAUAGCAAGGCAAAUUGUUCUGCCACUUGUGCUGUUACAGCACUGAUCACAGGCCCAGCACCACAACCGACCAAUAGUCAAUGAAAGAAAAAAAUACUAACAAAUGUUUACCAUUCAUGCUGCCAUAAAUUUUCUGGCGGUUAAUGUAUGGUCAUUUUUCGGCUUAAGUCCAUUCAGAUUUCGUUUUUGACAUUUGAAUCUCAAACAUUCAGUAUGUAGAAUCAGAAAAGACAAUACCUUUCCAGCACAGCUGACGGCACGCGAAUGCGACAGCUUCUGUGUCAGACCACUCCAAAACACAAAUUCCCACCAAACAUUUGUCCAAGUCAUUUUAACAGAGAGCACUGUACGUUAAAUACUAAGCUACGUUUUACAUGGCUAUUGUAGAAUAUUUAACUUGGGACAGGGAAAUGGUAAUCAAUUUUAACUCCAUUUCCUACUUUCUUUCCUUCAUUUUUUAAAUUCCAAUACGUACCCAAAUAAAUGCAUGAUGUGAGUGAUAACUGCUGGAAAGGUUAUAAUAAGUAACAAAAUCAACUUUAAAAAAAAUGUAAUAGCCAUUGUUUUGAGACUUGUUGGAUAUCAAUACAGUGGAAUGAAUCCACUAUAACUAGCUUAGGGUAAUGUAAAGUUUCUACCAUCAUGAGAUAGCCUCGGGUGUUCACAUUCUUGUGCAAUCGGUCAGAGUUCUGUACAGUCGCUACACCUCUCAUUUAUGCCAAUUUCUGUUGGUACUUCUACACAGAACUACCAUUUAAACUAACUUUUUUUUUUAGUUCCAAUUUGUUUAUGGUGUAAUUACGUUUAUGUUUCAAAGUGUACGUAUUUUGUAUGCUCUAUUAUGUGGAAUAAAUAUUACAUACCUA
Messenger RNA from Bacillus rossius redtenbacheri, 2061 nucleotides. RefSeq lists its product as uncharacterized. NCBI's taxonomy places the organism in Eukaryota, Metazoa, Arthropoda, Insecta, Phasmatodea, Bacillidae. The transcript is spliced from 2 exons. The record is from RefSeq and is a predicted model, not a curated record. Bases 192 to 491 code for a protein of 99 amino acids.